UCACUAGUGUAUAAUGUGGCGUCAAAUAAUGUGUGUAUUAUUAUGCUUGAAAAGACAGUGUCUGUCUGGUUGAGUAGGCAAUAGCCAGUAAUUGAAUAUCACACUAUUCCAAACCAAACUCCGAUAAUGGCCAACCAAACUCAAACACAGUCUCACCCUAACACUAGCAUCGAUCCAAACAGCGGUUUCUGCUCUCAUUCCAGAACCUUCCACAGCCUCCGUCCAAACGUCCCACUCCCUCCACCCUCUCAACCGCUCUCCCUAACCGACUACGUCCUCUCUCUCAUCCCCACCGCCGCCGCCACCACCACCGUUCUCAUUGACUCCGCCACCGACCGCCACCUCUCCUACUCCCUAUUCAUCCGCCAAGUCAAAUCCCUCGCCUCCUCCCUACAAUCCCUUACCCCUCUCUCCAAGGGCCACGUGGCAUUCAUCCUCACCCCUACUUCCCUACACGUGCCCGUACUCUACUUUUCCCUACUCUCCCUUGGCGUCACAAUCUCACCCGCUAACCCGCUCAGUUCUCCCACCGAGUUGACUCACCAGGUUCGACUCACCAAACCCGCUAUCGCCUUCGCCACGUCAUCCACCGCGCCCAACAUUCCCUCCCUCCAAUUCGGGACCAUCCUCCUCGACUCGCCCCAGUUCCUUUCCAUGCUCGAUGGUGAAUCGCAGCCUCGCCGAGUUGAAGUGAGUCAGUCUGACUCGGCGGCGAUUCUCUUCUCUUCCGGCACCACCGGGCGAGUGAAGGGCGUGUUGCUCACUCACGGGAACUUCAUCGCGCUGAUUGGAGGAUUUUUCCACCUGAAGCACUUGGUGGAGACAGAUGAACCGCAAUCGGUGUCGCUGUUCACGCUCCCCCUUUUCCACGUGUUUGGGUUCUUCAUGCUGUUUAGGGCCAUAGCCAUGGGGGAGACCUUGGUGUUGAUGCAGAGGUUCGAUUUUGAAGUGAUGUUGAAGGCCGUCGAGAGGUACAGGAUCAGCUACAUGCCGGUGUCGCCGCCACUCGUGGUGGCGCUCGCUAAGUCUGAGUUAGUGAACAAGUAUGACCUUAGCUCGCUCCGGUUGUUGGGGAGCGGUGGCGCGCCGCUCGGUAAGGAGGUGGCGGAGAACUUCAAUGCCAAAUUCCCUAACGUUGAAAUUGUGCAGGGCUAUGGUCUGACAGAAAGUGGAGGAGGAGCAGCGAGAAUGGUAGGGCCUGAUGAGGCUAAGCGCCAUGGUUCUGUGGGUCGACUAGCAGAAAAUAUGGAGGCCAAGAUAGUGGACCCUGUUACUGGAGAGGCGUUAUCAACUGGCCACAAAGGAGAGCUAUGGUUGAGAGGUCCAACAAUCAUGAAAGGUUAUGUAGGAGAUGACAAGGCGACUGUUGAAACAUUGGAUUCAGAGGGAUGGUUGAAGACUGGCGAUCUUUGUUAUUUUGACUCUGAUGGUUUCCUCUUCAUUGUAGAUAGACUCAAGGAAUUGAUCAAAUACAAAGCUUAUCAGGUUCCCCCAGCUGAAUUGGAACAUAUACUUCACACCAAUCCUGAGAUUGCUGAUGCUGCAGUAAUUCCGUAUCCUGAUGAAGAUGCAGGACAGAUUCCAAUGGCCUUUGUAGUACGAAAGCCUGGAAGCAACAUCACUGCAGCUCAGGUCAUGGAGUUUGUAGCAAAGCAGGUUGCACCGUACAAGAAGAUUCGACGUGUUUCGUUUAUUAACUCUAUCCCAAAGUCUCCAGCUGGUAAAAUUUUGAGAAGAGAAUUAGUUGGUGUUGCUCUAUCUAGUGGUUCAUCCAAAUUGUGAUCAGGACAAGUAUGAAUAGGAGCGCUUUAGGCGUGCAACAUUUUCUGGUUACGAUUGUGACAUAUUUUACUUCUUGGAAUGCUUAAAACAGCAUGGGGUCUUUUUCUUUUUUUUUUAUAUUAAAACAGUAUUGGGUCUUUGAUGUACGUAAUUUUGUGUUUGUCGUUAUAGAUGAUGUACUUCGCUGGAAUCUAAUGGUGGGUCACUGAAUCAUGUGAUUUGUUCAGAUGCAAUCCAUGCGACAUUGACUUUUCUGUCACAUUUUGUAAUAAAAAUCAUCCAAAUAUCACAUAUCCAAUUCUUUAA
Gastrolobium bilobum is the source of this 2088-nucleotide messenger RNA. RefSeq names its product 4-coumarate--CoA ligase-like 9. Bases 127 to 1782 code for a protein of 551 amino acids. Gene Ontology annotation, molecular function: CoA-ligase activity. The transcript has 6 exons. Lineage: Eukaryota; Viridiplantae; Streptophyta; Magnoliopsida; Fabales; Fabaceae. The record is from RefSeq and is a predicted model, not a curated record.